This is a messenger RNA of Orycteropus afer afer, 1167 nucleotides long. RefSeq names its product alkB homolog 1, histone H2A dioxygenase (gene ALKBH1). Gene Ontology annotation, cellular component: cytoplasm; nucleus. Gene Ontology annotation, molecular function: ferrous iron binding; broad specificity oxidative DNA demethylase activity; oxidative RNA demethylase activity. The record is from RefSeq and is a predicted model, not a curated record. NCBI's taxonomy places the organism in Eukaryota, Metazoa, Chordata, Mammalia, Tubulidentata, Orycteropodidae. Gene Ontology annotation, biological process: oxidative RNA demethylation.
GACAUGGGGAAGAUGGCGGCGGCCGUGGGUUCUGUGGCGACGUUGGCAGCGGAUCCGGGAGAGGACGCCUUUAGGAAACUUUUCCGCUUCUACCGACAAAGCCGUCCCGGGACAGCGGACCUGGGAGGGGUCAUCGACUUCUCGUCGGCCCCCAUAGCCCGGGGGUCAGGUGCUCACAAGGUGGUCAGGUCUCAGCUAAAUGUGUCCUCAGUCAAUGAGCAUGAUGCACAUAGAGCAGGACUUCAGCCGGUCAGCAAGUGGCGAGCCUAUGGACUUGAAGGCUAUCCUGGAUUUAUUUUUAUCCCAAACCCCUUCCUCCCAGGUUACCAGUGGCACUGGGUGAAGCAGUGCCUUAAGUUGUAUUCCCAGAAACCCAACAUAUGCAACCUGGACAAACACAUGACUAAAGAAGAGACCCAAGAUCUGUGGGAACAGAGCAAGGAGUUCCUGAGAUAUAAAGAAGUGAAUAAACGGAGACCCCGAAGUUUACUAGAGAAACUGCGCUGGGUGACCUUAGGCUACCAUUAUAACUGGGACAGUAAGAAAUAUUCAGCAGAUCACUAUACACCUUUCCCCUCUGACCUGGCUUUCCUCUCAGAGCAAGUGGCCGCUGCCUGUGGAUUUCAGGGUUUCCAAGCCGAAGCAGGUAUCCUGAAUUACUACCGCUUAGAUUCCACACUGGGAAUCCACGUAGACAAAUCUGAACUAGAUCACUCCAAACCCCUCCUGUCAUUCAGUUUUGGACAGUCUGCCAUCUUUCUCCUGGGUGGCCUCAAAAGAGAUGAAGCCCCUACAGCCAUGUUUAUGCACAGUGGUGACAUCAUGGUAAUGUCAGGUUUCAGCCGCCUGUUGAACCAUGCAGUCCCUCGGGUUCUUCCAAAUCCUAAGGGAGAAAGCCUGCCUCACUGCCUGGAGACACCUCUCCCAGCUGUCCUCCCCAGAGAUGGAGUGGUAGAGCCCUGUUCUGUGGAGGACUGGCAAGUGUGUGCCAACUACCUGAAGACUGCUCGUGUUAACAUGACUGUCCGACAGGUACUGGCCACAGACCAGGACUUCCCCCUGGAACCUGUGGAGAAGGAAAAAAGAGACAUCACCAUGGAAGGUUUCUGCUGUCUGGAUGACAAAAAUACCCAAGUAAAACGGGCCAGAUUAAACCCUGACAGCUGA